UUGGUCUCUAUCUGGCCUCCUGUAUGCUUGGCUUUGGCAGUAGAGAAAAGAUGUGGAGGGGGGCUUAGAAUGUCUUAGAAAUGGGGAUGCACAGGACUCAGGAAAUAAUUCGGGAGGAAGGAAAUAAAUAAGUGUUACCCAGGGACAUUUCUUGGGACUCCAAGCCCCUCACUUUCCUUCCCGGUAAAAUGGGAAGGUGAAUGUGAAGGAAAAAGAUUAGAUGUGGUAACAUACACAUGUGUGGUGUCCCCUGGAACGGAAUUACAGCUCACUGAAUGUCUUGAGCUCAGUUUAAAAGGGAGCCAUUAGUGUCACAGCCCAAGUUCAAGAUCCCAUCGCCUUACACUAAAUUAAGGGGCAGUUUUGUGGCACCCUCAUCUUUGGUUAGCCUCGCAACUCUGGGUCACUGGGCAGGUUGGACAGUUUUGUAGGAAGCUAAGCUUGGCACUUGGCCUGUGGGAGGUGUGGUAAGUGUGAGCGGCAUUACAGAGGCAAAUGAGAAUUGCUAAGUUCUUGGGACACACAGCCUCAAUAAAAUCUUGCUGCUACUUCAGCCUGGCCAAAGGUCACCUGCAUGGACUUGGGAAAAGAAACAAAAGCCUGACAUUGACAUAUACCCACGUUCAACAAACGUGUUGUAGAUUCUGGUGAGCGAAUAGGAGAUAAACUGCGGAACAGUGGUAUGUCCCAUAGAGAAAAAGUUGGGAGAGGAGAGAAAACGUUGGUAAGAUGGUCAGCUUUACAGUAGGAUACUCUGAGAAGGCCUCACUGCGAAGGUGAUAGCUGAGCAAAGAGCCACGUGGAUAUCCAAAGAGGCUGAACAGCAGUGCUCUGAGACAUUCACAUGGAUCGGUUAAUACUGCCUGGCUCAAGAGACGCUUUCAAUAAAUAAGAGAUAGGGCGGUGGUAGAUAAUUCGGAGAACUUGAAGCUCCUGCGGUACAGCUGCACGUUUCUGUUUCCGGAAGGAGUUGGAAUCCCGCCCCUCAACUCAGGGGCUGCAUUUCUAAGCUCAGUGCCACCUGUGAGAGGUGCUUUGGACAGAACCGCGUCGAGCCAGGCUCAGCCGCCCGUCCGCAUCAGCACCGCCACAGAUGCCUGUUUAACAAACGCUAGAAACAGGAAUAGGCAUUUUCUAGCCCAAGGCUGCCGUAGCUGCACCACCGGAGCCCUCGAACAGCGUGAUUCUAGCUUAACAACCGACCGGUUCCCGCUUGUGGCACUCGCUUCCGGUCGGCUCCAGCGCCGACACGUCAUCAAACGGCGCCGGAAGUGCCUUUGCGCUGCCUAGGAGACGGGACGCGGGCCCUCGGCUGACAGAGCCCGGCUGGCCGCGCCCACCCCGGUCGCCAUGGAGCUGCCCCCAGGGCCGCGAGACGAUCCCCGCGCCUGGGAAGAUGACUCGGACCCGGAGUCGGAGCCCGACCCCGACGCGCAGGCCGAGGCUUACGUGGCCCGCGUGCUCAGUCCGCCGAAAGUCGGGGAGGGGCCCCCACGCGCCCCUUUGCUGUCCGCGCCCGUCGCAUCCCCUGGCGCCCUGGAGCCGCGGGCGGCGUCCAAGGGUGCGCCCGUGGGGGUCCCGGGACUACUGAGCCUUCCUCCGGAGCUGCUGCUCGAGAUCUGCGCCUACCUAGACGCCCGCCUGGUGCUCCACGUCCUGCCACGCGUGUGCCACACGCUGCGCGACCUCGUGCGUGACCGGGUCACCUGGAGGCUACGCGCGCAGCGCCGCGUGCGCGCGCCCUACCCAGUGGUAGAAGAGGAGGACUUCGACUGGCCGACAGCCUGCAUCGAACUGGAGCAGCACCUGUCACGCUGGGCGGAGGAUGGGCGCUGGGCUGAGUACUUCUGUUUGGCUGAUGGGCACUUUGCUUCCAUUGACUCGGUGCUGCUGCUCCAGGGCGGUGCGUUCUGUCUGUCGGGCUCCCGAGAUCGCAAUGUCAAUCUGUGGGACCUGCGGCAGCUGGGGGUGGACCCCAGCCAGGUUCUAGUCAAGGCCUUGGGCACCGAGAAGAACAGCACCCACAAGGGCUGGGUGUGGUCGCUGGCGGCGCUGGACCACCGCGUGUGCUCUGGUUCCUGGGACAGCACGGUGAAGCUCUGGGACAUGGCAGCUGAUGGGCAGCAGUUCGGCGAGAUCAAGGGCAAGGCGGCUGUGCUGUGCUUGUCCUACCGGCCCGAUAUCCUGGUGACUGGCACCUAUGACAAGAAGGUGACCGUCUACGACCCCAGAGUCGGCCCGGCCCUGCUGAAGAGCCGACGGCUGCACUCCAGUGCGGUGCUGGCGCUGCUGGCGGACGACCGGCACAUCAUCUCGGGCAGCGAGGACCACACGCUCGUGGUGUUCGACCGCAGGGCCAACAGCGUCCUGCAGCGGCUACAGCUGGACUCCUACCUGCUCUGCAUGUCCUACCAGGAGCCCCAGCUCUGGGCUGGUGACAACCAGGGCCUGCUGCACGUCUUCGCCAACCACAACGGCCGCUUCCAGCUCGUCCGGUCUUUUGACGUGGGCCACAGGUCUCAGAUCACAGGGAUCAAACACUCACUAGGGGCCUUGUACACCACAUCCACCGACAAGACCAUCCGGGUGCACGUGCCUACGGACCCGCCGAGGACCAUCUGCACCCGAAGCCACAACAACGUGCUGAAUGGGAUCUGCGCAGAGGGCAACCUGGUGGUCGCUGCCUCUGGGGGCCUGUCACUGGAGGUCUGGAGGCUGCAGGCCUGAGCAGGAGGAUGCGGAUGUGGAUCUGCUGGCCCACAGGCUGGGCCGUGGCCUCUGUUCUCGGGGGACCAUCCCCCCUGUGCUGGUGCUGCCCCUGCCCUGUCCCAAAGCCCUGAGGCACCAGGAGUCUGGGCCAUGGUGAGCUGUGCCCCACAGGCCGUGGCCCACGCCAGGGGAGGUGAGCCUGGUGUUCAGGCCCACCCAGGGGAUGCUUCCCUCCCUGGGGCCCCGUUUUUGUUAGGAUUUGGAUACCUGCUUUCCUUCCAGAGCGAAGGAGAAAUAAACCUGAUGUACUGGUGUCCCUCGA
Neogale vison (American mink) is the source of this 3031-nucleotide messenger RNA. It is a transcript of the gene FBXW9, whose product is annotated as F-box and WD repeat domain containing 9. The record is from RefSeq and is a predicted model, not a curated record. Lineage: Eukaryota; Metazoa; Chordata; Mammalia; Carnivora; Mustelidae. The coding region runs from base 1351 to 2727 and encodes 458 amino acids. Gene Ontology annotation, cellular component: preribosome, large subunit precursor. The transcript is spliced from 10 exons. Gene Ontology annotation, molecular function: protein binding.